Beta vulgaris subsp. vulgaris (sugar beet) is the source of this 2187-nucleotide messenger RNA. RefSeq lists its product as hypothetical. The transcript is spliced from 2 exons. Lineage: Eukaryota; Viridiplantae; Streptophyta; Magnoliopsida; Caryophyllales; Amaranthaceae. Gene Ontology annotation, cellular component: membrane. The coding region runs from base 106 to 1863 and encodes 585 amino acids. The record is from RefSeq and is a predicted model, not a curated record.
CCUCCACAUACAUUUUCACAACUUUCGGGAACUCAAACUCUCACUCCCUCAACAUUCAUAAAUAUUAGUUCCCAUAUCCUUUUCUAGAUAUAUACCUAGCUAGCCAUGGUGGUCGAAGGCGGCAGCGGAGGCGGCCGCAACCCCGGCUUUUUAUUACGUGUCUUAAGGGGCCAGUGGUUCAUGGUGCAUUCAGCUCUACUAGUGUUGUCGAUGGCAGGGGCCACUUACAUGUUUGGAUCAUACUCUAAGGACAUAAAAACAUCCCUAGGAUAUGACCAAACUACCCUUAAUCUCCUUAGUUUCUUUAAGGAUUUAGGGUCCAUCGCAGGGAUACCCUCAGGGCUAUUAUUGGAAGUUACCCCUCCUUGGGUGGUUCUAGUCGUUGGUGCUCUCCUCAAUUUUUUUGGUUACUUCAUGAUGUGGCUCGCCGUUACUCAUCGCAUCGCCAAGCCAGCUGUUUGGCAAAUGUGCAUGUAUAUUUGCAUAGGUGCAAACUCUCAAGCCUUUUCAAACACUGGUGCACUAGUUACUUGUGUGAAGAACUUUCCAGAAAGUCGAGGAGUGGUGUUAGGCUUAUUAAAAGGGUGUGUUGGUUUAAGUGGUGCAAUCAUAACCCAACUCUACUUUGCAUUUUAUGGUACCAAAAACUCCAAGUCACUAAUCUUACUUAUUGGUUGGCUACCAGCCGUUAUUUCAUUCGCAUUUUUACGCACCAUCCGAUUUAUGAAAGUUACUAGACACAAAAAUGAAGUUAAAAUCUUCUAUCAGUUUCUUUAUAUCUCCCUUGGCCUUGCUAGUUUUCUCAUGUUCAUGAUCAUACUUCAAAAAACUAUGACUUUCACUCAAGGUGAGUACGUAGGAAGUGGUGUCGCGGUAAUUAUUUUGUUACUUUUACCUCUUUACAUUGUGAUCAAAGAAGAGUACAAAAAGAGUAAAAAAGAAAUGGUAAAAGGUAAGGAAGAUGACAUGGGAGAUGACGUAGUUAAAAAUGUUACUAAUUCAUCGCGUCACACUUUUAGAGAGGUAGAUUCUUGUUUUCAAAACGUUUUUCGGCCUCCAGAACGAGGGGAAGAUUAUACCAUACUACAAGGGCUUCUUAAUAUCGACAUGCUCAUUCUUUUUCUUACUAUCAUAAGUGGAGUUGGCGGGACACUGACUGCAAUUGAUAAUUUGGGUCAAAUUGGGACAUCAUUCGGAUACCCGACUCGUAGCAUAAACACAUUUGUGUCCCUAGUGAGUAUAUGGAACUACUUGGGUCGGGUCGUGGCGGGUUUCUAUUCGGAGCAUUUGUUAAAGAAGUACAAAUUUCCAAGGCCUCUUUUCCUCAGUUUAACGCUCUUGUUAUCUUGUGGUGGGCACCUUUUGAUUGCUAUCAAUCUGCCUAAUGGGCUUUAUGUUGCAACCGUGAUUAUUGGGUUUUGUUAUGGGGCUCAAUGGCCUUUACUCUUUGGCAUAAUAUCUGAGAUAUAUGGGCUUAAAUACUACUCAACUUUACACAACUUUGGAACAUUAGCAAGCCCAAUUGGGGGUUAUAUUCUCAAUGUGAGAUUAACGGGCCCAUUAUAUGAUAGAGAAGCCACAAGGCAAAUGAAGGCUUUGGGCCGGGUCAGGCAAAAAGGGGAAGAGCUAAAUUGUUUUGGCACAGAAUGUUUUCGGUUAGCAUUUCUUAUAAUCACAGGAGCAACUAUUAUUAGUAUGCUUUUUUCAUUGAUUUUAGUGGUCAGAACAAGAAAGUUUUACAAGAGUGACAUUUAUAGAAAGUUUAGGGAGGCGGCAGAAGCGGCGGAGGUUGAGACGGUAGGCGGCGUUAUAGUGCCGGAGAAUGGGGUGAAGAAGUCGGAAACCAAGGUGGAAGGAGGUUAGGAGUGUUUGGUGACUGAUUUGUAACAACUACUUAUAUAUAUUGAAAUGAGUCAGUGACAUCUACAUAGUUAUGAAAAUUAUCCAAAGAAAAGAAAUGUAUAACAACUAAAUCAAAAAUAGACAUAAACAAGGAUGUUUUAGGGUAGCCUAAAUCUUAGACAUAUCACAAUAAUAUGCAUAGGACUGGCGAAUUGAGCCAAUUAUUAUUACUGUAACGGUCCAUUUGGUAGUCGUUAAUAAAUUGUAGUAAUGGGAAUGCAUUUUAAGUGUAAUUUUAUUAGGGAAGCACUCUUAAAAUAUCCAUGGCGAGGCAUUUUUUCUCUA